CUUUGAUUAAUAAUAAUGCCUGCCACUACUGACAAACUGAUCAUAUUCGAUACCACCCUCCGUGAUGGAGAGCAGUCUCCAGGUGUCACUCUCAACACCGAGGAAAAGAUUGACAUUGCAAAGCAGCUGUCUCGUCUUGGUGUCGAUGUUCUCGAGGCCGGUUUCCCCGUUGCAUCGAUUGGCGACUUUGAAGCAGUCCAGCGUAUUGCCCGCGAAGUUGGUCCUUUGAUGGUCGGACGUGAAGCCAUUGGUGUGCCCAUGACAAUUUGCGGAUUGGCUCGUUCGACUCCAAACGAUAUUAAGAGAUGUGCAGAAGCUAUUAAGGAUGCACCCAGAAAGAGAAUUCACAUUUUCUUGGCUACCUCAGAUCUCCACCUUAAAUAUAAGCUCAAGAUCGACCGUGAUGAAUGCGUUAAGCGUGCAGUUGCAGCUGUCACUCUUGGACGCAGUCUGGUAGACGAGAUUGAGUUCUCACCUGAGGAUGCUGGCAGAUCUGACCCCGAUUUCCUUUGCAAGGUUUUGGGUAAGGUCAUUGAGGCUGGUGCCACUACUCUCAAUAUCCCUGAUACUGUUGGCUACAACACUCCCGAAGAGUAUGGAUCCUUGAUUAAGUAUCUGAUCGCCAACACACCCGGUGCUGAAAAGGCUAUCUUCUCCACUCAUUGCCAUAACGAUCUUGGUCUCGCCACUGCCAACACUUUGGCUGGUAUCCAAAACGGUGCCCGUCAAGUCGAGGUCACAAUCAACGGCAUUGGUGAACGCGCUGGAAACACUGCUAUGGAGGAGGUCGUCAUGGCCAUCCAUACCCACCCUUCCUACUACCCUGUUCACCACACCAUCACCACACAGCUCAUCUUCCGUACUUCGCAGAUGGUCUCCAACCUAUCCGGCAUGAUGAUCCAGCCUAACAAGGCAAUCGUUGGCCGCAAUGCAUUCUUGCACGAGAGCGGUAUUCACCAGGACGGCGUACUCAAGAACCGUCAGACCUACGAGAUCAUCACACCCGAGACAGUCGGCGUCACUGACAUUUCUCUUGUCCUUGGCAAGCACUCUGGCAGAAAUGCAUUCAGAGAACGUUGCAAGGAGCUCGGUUUCUCCGACAUUCCCGAAGAUGAGUUCCAAAAGGCAUUUGAAGACUUCAAGGCUCUGUGCGACAAGAAGAAGAAUGUGAAUGACGCAGAUAUCCUGGCUAUCCUUAGCAGUCAGCUGCAGGAGUCUGCUGUGGCCUCCUCGGCUUUCUUUACUCUUGUCGGUCUCCAGGUCGUCUCAGGCACAGAAGGCCCUGCCACUGCCAAUGUGCGUCUGUUUGACGUCCAGAAAAAGAUUGAGAAGAUGGAUGCUGCAGUCGGAAAGGCUGGUUCGAUCGAGGCUGUCUUUGAGGCAAUCCAGCGUAUUGUUGGCCGUCGUUUCCGUCUGACCAAGUUUGACAUCAGCGCAGUUGGUGAGGGAAGUGAUGCUCUUGGCAAGGCUGAAAUCCAGGUCAUGCCUGAUAUUGUUCCUGGAAAUGCCUCUGAAGAGCGUAUCUCCAAGGCCGCCUUCUCUUCUAGCAUCGCCGAUACUGACAUUGUCAGUGCUGCUGCAAAGGCCUACGUUGCUGCCAUCAACAAACAGCUCGUGUGGGAGAGUGAAGUUGCAGCAGGAACGGCUCGUAGUCUGCCUGAGGAACGCACUGUAGAUGUCUAAAGGACCCGUUACUUUAUAUGAUAAUAGAGAUUUCGAGAUAGCAGAAGCUUUGACAUGGCUGUAGCGCAGAGUAGUGUAGUGUACAUAAAAUAUAAAAUAAAAAACAAUAUAUAAUAUAAAUAUAUACAUAUAUUAAAACACAUUUAAACAAUAACAUGCAUAGUGAUGCACAGCU
Molecule: messenger RNA, 1858 nt
Organism: Phycomyces blakesleeanus NRRL 1555(-)
Lineage: Eukaryota; Fungi; Mucoromycota; Mucoromycetes; Mucorales; Phycomycetaceae
Gene: leuA
Product: alpha-isopropylmalate synthase
Exons: 4
Coding region: 16-1683 (555 amino acids)
Biological process (GO): L-leucine biosynthetic process
Molecular function (GO): 2-isopropylmalate synthase activity
Source: RefSeq, a predicted model, not a curated record